Messenger RNA from Phyllopteryx taeniolatus (common seadragon), 2583 nucleotides. Its product is annotated as V-type proton ATPase subunit d 1. The coding region runs from base 527 to 1657 and encodes 376 amino acids. The transcript has 2 exons. Gene Ontology annotation, cellular component: early endosome; vacuolar proton-transporting V-type ATPase complex; plasma membrane proton-transporting V-type ATPase complex. Gene Ontology annotation, biological process: proton transmembrane transport; vacuolar acidification; vacuolar transport. The record is from RefSeq and is a predicted model, not a curated record. Lineage: Eukaryota; Metazoa; Chordata; Actinopteri; Syngnathiformes; Syngnathidae. Gene Ontology annotation, molecular function: proton-transporting ATPase activity, rotational mechanism.
CAGCUUCCUGGCUAAUGAGGCUUCACCUCUCACUGUGUCUGUCAUUGACGACAAGCUGAAGGAGAAGAUGGUUGUGGAGUUUCGCCACAUGAGGAACCAGUCGUAUGAGCCACUGGCCAGCUUCAUGGAUUUCAUCACGUAGGAUGUGACCGAGAGGUGAAAGAGAAAUUCAAAAGGAAGGAGCUCGACGAAGUAGUUCUGAACGUCCCAGACAGAGAGAGAGUCAUAAUUGGUGCAGAUUGUAAUGGACAUCUUUGUGAAGGUAAUAGCGGUGAUGAAGAAGUGAUGGUAAGUACGGCAUCCAGGAAAGGAACUUGGAAGGACAGAUGGUGGUAGACCUUGCAACAAGGAUGCAAAUGGCUGUAGUGAACACUUUUUUCCAGAAGAAGCACGAACAUAGGGUGACCUACAAGAGCAGAGGUAGAAGCACUCAGGUGGAUUAGAUCUUGUGCAGACGAUGUAAUCUGAAUGAGGUUACCAACUGUCAGGUAGUGGUAGGGGAGAGUGUGGCUAGACAGCAAAGAAGAUGACUCUGGUGGUGGGGAGGAAGAUUAGGAAGACAAAGGCAGAGAAGAAAACCAUGUGGUGGAAGCUGAGACAGGACGAGUUUUGUGCAGCUUUUCGGGAACAGGUGAGACAGGCUCUCGGUGGAUGGGAGGAGCUUCCAGAAGACUGGACCGCUGAAGCCAAGGUGAUCAGAGAGGCAGGCAGAAGAGUACUUGGUAUAUCUUCUGGCAGGAAAGGAGAGAAGGAGACUUGGUGGUGGAACCUCACAGUACAGGACAUCAUACAAGGAAAAAAGUUAGCUAAGAAGAAGUGGGACACUGAGAGGACCGAGGAGAGGCGAAAGGAAUACAUUGAGAUGCGACACAGGGCAAAGGUAGUGGUGGCACAGGCCAAACAAGAGGCAUAUGAUGACAUGUAUGGCAGGUUGGAUACUAAAGAAGAAGAAAAGGAUCUAUACAGGCUGGCCAGACAGAGGGAUAGAGAUGGGAAUCAGGUUAGGGUGAUUAAGGAUAGAGAUGGAAAUAUGUUGACUUGUGCUAGAAGUGUGCUAGCUAGAUGGAAAGAAUACUUCGAGGAGUUGAUGAAUGAGGAAAAUGAGAAAGAAGGGAGAGUAGAAGAGGCAAGUGUGGUGGACCAGGAAGUGGCAAUGAUUAGGAAGGGGGAAGUUAGAAAGGCAUUAAAGAGGAUGAAAAAUGGAAAGGCAGUUGGUCCUGAUGACAUUCCUGUGGAAGUAUGGAAGACAGUGGUGAGGCCAGCCAUGAUGUACGGAUUAGAGACAGUGGCACUGAAGAGACAACAGGAAGCAGAGUUGGAAGUGGCGGAAAUGAAGAUGUUGAGGUUCGCUCUCGGAGUGACCAGGUUGGAAAAAAUUAGAAAUGAGCUCAUCAGAGGGACAGCCAAGGUUCGAUGUUUUGGAGACAAAAUUAGAGAGAGCAGACUUCGAUGGUUUGGACACGUCCAGAGGAGAAAUAGUGAGUAUAUUGGUAGAAGGAUGAUGAGGAUGGAGCUGCCAGGCAAAAGAGCUAGAGGAAGACCAAAGAGAAGGUUGAUGGAUGGCGUGAGGGAAGACAUAAGGGCAGUUGGUAUUCGAGAAGAGGAUGCAGGAGAUAGGCUUACAUGGAAAAGGAUGACGCGUUGUGGCGACCCCUAAAGGGACAAGCCGAAAGGAAAAGAAGAAGGAGGAAGACAUAAAAUACCACUGAAAUGAUCACAAGAACGGUGAGCAAAAAUCCCAGAACCACACGGGGGGACCUAGUCAAUGACCUGCAGAGAGCUGGUUCCAAAGUAACAAAGGCUACCAUCAGUAACACACUACGCCGCCAGGGACUCAAAUCCUGCAGUGCCAGACGUGUCCCUCUGCUUAAGACAGUACAUGUCCAGGCCCGUCUGAAGUUUGCAAGAGAGCAUUUGGGUAAUCCAGAAGAGGAUUGGGAGAAUGUCAUAUGGUCAGAUGAAACCAAAAUAGAACCUUUUGGUAAAAACUCAACUUGUCAUGUUUGGAGGAGAAAGAAUGCUGAGUUGCAUCCAAAGAACACCAUACCUACUGUGAAGCAUGGGGGUGGAAAAAUAAUGCUUAGGGGCUGUUUUUCUACAAAGGGACCAGGACGGCUGAUCCAUGUAAAGGAAAGAAUUAAUGGGGCCAUGUAUCGUGAGAUUUUGAGUGAAAGCCUCCUUCCAUCAGCAAGGGCAAUGAAGAUGAAAUGUCGCUGGGUCUUUCAGCAUGGCAAUGAUCCCAAACACACACCGCCCGGGCAACGAAGGAGUGGCUUUGUAAGAAGCAUUUCAAGUUCCUGGAGUGGUCUAGCCAGUCUCCAGAUCUCAACCCCAAAGAAGAUCUUUGGAAGGAGUUGAGAAUCUGCGUUGCCCCGUGACAGCCCCAAAACAUGAGAUGAGAUCUGCAUGGAGGAAUGGGCCAAAAUACCAGCAACAGUGUGUGAAAACCUUGUGAAGACUUACAGAAAACGUUUGACCUGUCAUUGUCAACAAAGGUUAUAACAAAGUAUUGAGAUGAACUUCUAUUAUUGAUCAAGUACUUAUUUUCCACCAUAAUUUGCUAAUAAAUUAUUUAAAAAUCAA